GGUCCAGCGGCCGCCCCCAGCGCCUCGGGAGAGUCACGUGCGGCCGGCGCCUGCUCCCCGAAGCCCCUGGUUGCGCCUGGCUGCUGAGGAUGGUGGGGCAGGCGGCAGCAGCAGCUUUGGGCCGCGGGCUGGAGCGCCGAAGCCCUUGCUGCUGGGGUCGGAGCCGAGGCGCGGUUUUGCUUCUCUUCUUCUCCUUGUCGCCAAGGCCCCCUGGCGGAGCGGCGUGGCUACUGGGGUUGCGGCCGGAGGAUACGGCGCCCGGGCGCGUGUGGCUCGAAGGGGGAGCGCUGCGGGCGGCUGAGGGCUCCCGCUUCUUGCUGCGCCUCUACUUCCAGCCGCCGGCCGAAGGGAACGCCGGCAGUAACCGCAGCAGCGCGAGCGAGGAGGUUGAGCGCCGUGUCGUCUUCGUGGAGGAGCCCGCAAAGGUGGAGCGCUGUCCCGAACGCAGUGCUUGGGCCUCGGAUGUGGAGGUGCUGGGCCCGCUUUUGCCCGGAGGCUCGGCCGGCUCGGCUUUAGCCGAGGUGAGAGUGCGGGAGCCGCGGAAGGGUGAGCCCGGCGCCGGGCCUGAAGGUCGUCGGUUCGGGCUCUGCGCUUGGGAUGGACGAGCCUGGCAAUUGCACGGCGCGCCGGGGGGCUUCGUGCUGCAAGUGGAGGCGCCGGCGGCGGGCUUGGCCGCGUGGCUGAUUCCAUUGCCCACCGCAGGCUGGUUGCGGGCUCUGGGGGCACUAGUCCUGCUGGCUUUGUCGGCGCUGUUCAGCGGCCUCCGCUUGGCCGUGCUGUCACUCGAUCCGAUGGAGCUGCGGGUACUGCGCAACAGUGGCUCGGCUGCAGAGAGGGACCAGGCACGCAAGGUGGAGGCUGCGCGCGGCCGAGGCGGAAGCGGCACUUACCUGCUGUGCACACUGUUGCUCGGACAGGCGGGUGCCAACGCCACGCUGGCGGGCUGGUUAUGCGCUGCUCUACAAGCCGGUCACAGUUCCCUGCCCGAAGUGACCCAAGGUGUGCCAUGGCUGCCUGUGCUGCUCUGCACUGGCGUCGUCUUCCUGGGCGGCGAGGUAUUGCCCUACUCUGUUUGUUCCCGCCACGGGUUAGCCAUUGCUGCACAUACGCUCUUUCUCACCCGCCUGCUCAUGGCCGCCACCUUCCCUAUCUGCUAUCCACUCAGCCGUUUGCUAGAUUGGGCCUUGCAUCAAGAGCUGAGCACCUUCUCCACAAGGGAGCACCUGCUGGAGACGCUGCGGGCUGCUGACCCCCAUGGUGAUCUUGUGAGUGAGGAGCUAGCCAUGGUACAAGGUGCGCUGGAGUUGCGCACCAAGGUGGUUGAGGAUAUCUUGACGCCCCUAAAUGACUGUUUUAUGUUGCACUCUGAUGCUAUACUUGACUUCGCCACCAUUUCUGAGAUUCUUCGCUCAGGCUAUACCCGCAUCCCUGUAUAUGAAGGUGAGCGACGAGACAACAUUGUCGACUUGCUGUUUGUCAAGGACUUGGCCUUCGUGGAUCCUGAUGACUGCACUCCACUGCAGACAGUUACCCGCUUCUAUCACCGCCCGCUGCACUGUGUCUUCCAUGACACCCGCCUCGAUACACUGCUUGAGGAAUUCAAGAAGGGUAAAUCACACCUUGCAAUUGUGCAGAGAGUGAAUGAUGAAGGGGAAGGAGACCCUUUCUAUGAGGUGAUGGGGAUUGUCACUCUGGAGGAUGUGAUUGAAGAAAUAAUCAAAUCGGAGAUUCUGGAUGAGACAGAUCUCUAUACAAACAAUCAGAAAAAGGAAAGGAUCCCACAUCGGGGUAGGAAACCUCACGAUUUCUCCAUCUUCAGACUUUCAGAUAGUGAGAUGAGGGUGAAGAUCUCCCCACAGCUGCUGCUGGCCACUCAUCGCUUCAUGGCUACAGAGGUAGAACCUUUCAAGAUGCCACAUCUCUCAGAGAAGAUCCUGCUACGGCUGCUCAAACAUCCCAACGUCAUUCAGGAGAUGAAAUUUGACCACAAAAACAAGCGAGCACCUGAGCACUAUCUCUACCAGCGCAACCGGCCAGUUGACUAUUUUGUGCUCAUCUUACAGGGAAAAGUGGAGGUGGAAGUGGGGAAGGAAGGACUGCGAUUUGAGAAUGGUGCCUUCACAUACUACGGUGUCCCAGCAAUCAUGGCUGUCAUCUGUUCAGAUAAUGAUGGGCGCAAAAUGAGCAGCCUGGCUGGGUCAUCUUUCCUGUUGCCUGUGUCCGUGUCCCGUACCUUUGCCUUCAGCCGAGGGGAAUCUUUGGCUGGCUCCCCAGUGAAUCAGUCCCCAUCCCGUUGCAGUGGAUUAAAUCGCUCCGAGUCUCCUAUUCGAGAACGUAAUGACUAUGGAGGCAGCAGCACCCAACUCCACAGUGGCAGCAACAACAACAUAUACACUCCAGAUUAUUCUGUUCACAUUCUCUGUGAUGUACAGUUUGUCAAGAUCACUCGGCAACAAUAUCAGAAUGCACUGGCUGCCAGCCGCAUGGAUAGCUCUCCCCAGACCCCUGACAUGGAUGUUUUCAAUGAUGGUGAUUCCACAAAGGCUCCCACAGUCAGAGGUACCCCACAGACACCCAAGGAUGACCCUGCUAUUCUCUUGAAUGAGAGAAGCAGCAUUGUGGCCAGCAAGUCAGAUGGGAAUGUGAAGAGCCCUACAGACUCUAUGUUCCUGCACAUGGAGAGGAUCCCCCACAUUCAGGAAGAGCUGACAGGCAACCCAGAAAUCAGCAUGCAGAAAAACGAGGCCUAUGUUGUCAGGCUGGAACCUGAGUCCUCAAACAGGGAAAUGGAGCUCAGCACAUCUCCAAGUGGAUCUCAGGAACCCCUGGGAAAGAAGUUACUUCAGACACUUAGUGGGAGGAGAAAACCUUCAGCAGAUAGCAAGAGAAGUUCAGAUGAUAGUAACUUCACAUCACUCAUCACAUGAGUGGCAACGUGCUGCCUUUCUCACAGGUCUGCAGCAUGACAGCCGACUGUGACAAGAUUCAUGUGUAUGUGACAGCACCCGCUUCUCUGACAUUAAUUACCCCUUACCUUCAGGGCUAGACAGACUAUAGCCCUUUAAGCUUGAGAGGUGGCAUCAGCAAAUGUGAGAACUGAGCAAAAAGUCUCAGGAAAAAGUGGAAACGAGAAUAGUGUAUUGGUGGAGUGUGAGGAGUCCUCUAGCUUAGCAGGGCAAUGUCCUCACCAUCUCACAAUUACUACCACUGGGGGAAAAUAUAAAGGAAGAGGGUGCACAGGCUUUCUUUCCUGCUGGACGUGCCACUCCUUCCAUUAGCGUGGUCCAGGAGAGUAGAACGAGCCCAUGUGUGUGCAACAACAUCACACCAUAUACUCCCUCUGAAUUCACCUGCAUCUGAGCAUUAUCCAAAUCUGCCCUAGACAUGUUGGCACUGGUAACCAGCACCAGCAGGCUUUGGGCUGGCAGUUUGAAGUGCAGAUCAUCGCACAAAUCAUCUUGUCAUCUGUAACCUGUGAAUAAAUAGGCAUUUGACCCUAUUGAUAUUCUGACUUCCAAAUCAAUUGAGAAAAAAGAGGAAGGUUUGACAUCAAGUCUCUGGGAGAAAUAAAAUGCACCUGUUUUAAAUUACUUAGUUCCUUUGAUGUGUAGCAUAAAGCACAUACAGGAGAGAGAGAAGGA
Messenger RNA from Candoia aspera, 3641 nucleotides. RefSeq names its product cyclin and CBS domain divalent metal cation transport mediator 1 (gene CNNM1). The transcript is spliced from 13 exons. The record is from RefSeq and is a predicted model, not a curated record. Gene Ontology annotation, cellular component: cytoplasm; plasma membrane. Gene Ontology annotation, biological process: magnesium ion homeostasis; transport; intracellular manganese ion homeostasis. NCBI's taxonomy places the organism in Eukaryota, Metazoa, Chordata, Lepidosauria, Squamata, Candoiidae. Gene Ontology annotation, molecular function: transmembrane transporter activity. Bases 90 to 2927 code for a protein of 945 amino acids.